AUGAGCUACACACACUCAACUUCACCGUCAUUGUCAGGAAAACGGAUGUCCGUUUCGUCACUCUUUGGAUCGCCAAAGAAGGCGAAGCGCACGUUUGUCGAGCAAAUUCACUUUGAAGUGACUAUAGAGUCUGUUAGUGGAUUGGAGGAGUACAACGAAACAGUAGUUUUUAUGAAAUGGCGAAGAGGGUCAACACGGAAUUCGGGAAAUUUGAAGCGAAUUUUGGUGGAGAAAGGCGUUGCUUUGUUCAGUUCUUUAAUCUCAUUUGAUGUCACUGUAGAAAGAGACUCGAAGACAAACCAAUACAAGACGGAAAAGGCACUUAAACUUGAAUUAGUUUCAACGACAGAAAAGGGGGAGAAAACACGUGGUGUUCUAUCUUUAGAUUUACUGACUUAUUUGGACACUAAAAAGGCGACUGAAAAAGUCCAAUUUGAAGGGAAGAAAUAUACACUGAAUUUUUUGGUCGACUUCUCGAUGAAAGACCCACUAAAUGUACAGAAGAAUGUUUUGCUCUCUGCCGACCAAAGUGAGUGCUCAGAUGUCUUUUCUCCGCGCCGUUUAACCCCUCGAAAAACACAUGUAGUACAUGGGAUAACAACAUCGACUCCAGGAAUACCAAAAGACCACGACAGUACUGAAAGCUCGUAUUCCCCACGAGAAGAAAAUGCAGAGAAGAAGUUUUUGGAACUCCAAGUGAAAUACACGCAGAUGGAAAAUCACUUGGAAGAAGUAAUUCAAGAACUUGAGGAGUGUAAAAUGGAGUCUAAAAGUAAAGAUCUGGCAACUGGAGAAGAUACACCAACGUCUACUUUCAUUGUUGAUAACAUCAUUUGCACGGACUACGGGUUUAAUGGUAAUUACACAACUGCUGCACUUGAAAUAGCUGCUGUUAUUAACGAAAAAAGUGUGCGCAAUGAUACUAAUAGUAGGUAUUACAACACCAUUAUAAAGGCUAUUUCUGGAAUGGCGAAAACGUCAAAUGACAAGCCAAACAUCAUCGCGUAUUGGAUAGCAACAGUGUGCGCACUCGAACACAAAACAGCUUCUUUGAAUUCACCAAUUAAGGAAACUCUAAGUAAAAUUGAACUCCUCAAAGACAAACUGAAGUGUCUUUUAGACGACUUGUUGUCGACUUACAUUCAACUAUGUGUUGGCGAUAUGUCUGUGUUGAUCAAAGAUUUACAAGACAGAGAAAAUGUACGAAUGGACUGCUAUUCAAGUCUCAUUCAAACAGUAAAGCAUUUGGACAACUACAAAGUCCCAACUGAAGUGAUCGAUUGUGUUGUAGUUGAAUAUGCCAAUACCAUAGAUCGAUUCUUGUUCACAAUGAUCAUGCGAGACUCGGAGCGGUUUAGUGUUCAGCGUGGUCUAUCCCUCAAAAUGAAGAAUGAUGCCUUUCGAGAAUUUAUGGGCAAAAAGUUUUGUAAGACCCGUGAAGUGUCUUUCCAUCGCAUUACUGAAGUCUGUCUUCUGAUGUUGAUGGACGUUUCUCAAUUCACUUCAAUGCAAAAGAUUACAGAGGCCAUCCAACAGAAGGUAUUAACCAACGAAGACGUGAUCCGUUCACUAUUAAAAUUGAAUCCUCAACUUGAUCCCACAAUUAUAAAGAAACUCUGUGAUGAGUGUAAGAUCGACACGUCUUUGCCACCACACUACCCAAAGAUGUUUCAACCUGUUUUACUUCCAAAGGAAGUCUUUGACAAUUUGUAA
Messenger RNA from Entamoeba invadens IP1, 1713 nucleotides. RefSeq lists its product as hypothetical. NCBI's taxonomy places the organism in Eukaryota, Evosea, Mastigamoebida, Endamoebidae. The transcript has 3 exons. The record is from RefSeq and is a predicted model, not a curated record. The coding region runs from base 1 to 1713 and encodes 570 amino acids.